Aphis gossypii (cotton aphid) is the source of this 917-nucleotide messenger RNA. Its product is annotated as leucine-rich repeat-containing protein 51-like. Lineage: Eukaryota; Metazoa; Arthropoda; Insecta; Hemiptera; Aphididae. Gene Ontology annotation, molecular function: protein binding. The record is from RefSeq and is a predicted model, not a curated record. The transcript is spliced from 3 exons. Bases 140 to 778 code for a protein of 212 amino acids.
UAUACCUAAUUGCCAAUACACAUCAUUGUGAUAACAUAAAAACACAAUUGACUACGCAAAUCAUACACAACACAUAUUUCGAUAAACAUAUUCAUUUUUAACGAAAUACAUCGUAUAUUACGUACACGAGUGUUAUCAAAUGUCACAGGAUGACGAGUCUUUAUGUAACUCGGCCUACCAAUAUUUUAAAUGCGCAAAACCAUUGGAUUUUUCUUACAGGAAUCUUGUUUCACUUGAAGAGUUGAACGGAAACGAAAAGCCAUUGCCAUUGAGAGUACGAGGAGCGCCUAAGAAAAGUUCAAAGAGCAACCGUUACAGAACAGGUUCGUUUUGGCUGAACAAAAACUAUUUGAAAAACGUCAAUGGCCUGCGGAACCUAGCCGAUCGUCUAUUCGAAAUGGCUGAUUACCUCUCGUGGUUAGAUUUGUCCGACAAUAACCUAACAACGAUCAGUGACGAAUUUCUGCUUUUUCCAAAUCUGUCAAUGCUGUACUUGCACAAGAACAAUAUUCAUGACGUUGUUGAAGCGUACAAACUACGGAAUCUGAAGAAAUUGCGGACGUUGACGUUGCAUAAAAAUCCAAUGUGCGGAACCCCGUGUUAUCGGAGCACAGUUAUCCAUUUUUUGCCAAAUAUACGGAAACUGGACAAUGUGGUGGUGGUGCGCUCGGAACGUGAACAAGAAAGAAAAACACUUGACAAGGAUGUCCGCGUGCGCUUAACGAACGCGUAUCCAGAAGACUUUCCUUGUACAUUAGUCUCAUCAAAAACGCGUUAAUAACGUAGGCUAUUUUUGAUAAUUACUCUCAUUGAGCUGCAACUAAUGUUACAAAAACAAAAAUAAAACAAAACACAAUUACAGCCACAUAAAACAUCGAAAAAAAAAUUCUUUAUAAAUAAAUUUUAUACUGCUAAAA